This is a messenger RNA of Blastomyces dermatitidis ER-3, 2427 nucleotides long. Its product is annotated as dynamin GTPase. The record is from RefSeq and is a predicted model, not a curated record. Bases 1 to 2427 code for a protein of 808 amino acids. Gene Ontology annotation, molecular function: microtubule binding; GTP binding; GTPase activity. The transcript has 3 exons. Gene Ontology annotation, biological process: mitochondrial fission; peroxisome fission. Gene Ontology annotation, cellular component: peroxisome; mitochondrion; microtubule. NCBI's taxonomy places the organism in Eukaryota, Fungi, Ascomycota, Eurotiomycetes, Onygenales, Ajellomycetaceae.
AUGGCGUCUUUGGGCGAUGACCUGUUGGUCACGGUCAACAAGCUCCAGGAUUUGGUCUUCAACACCAUUGGCAACGAUUCCCUGGACUUGCCACAGAUUGUUGUUGUUGGCUCACAAUCCUCUGGGAAAUCUUCUGUGCUGGAAAACAUUGUGGGAAGAGACUUUUUGCCUCGGGGAAGCGGCAUUGUGACAAGACGACCGUUAAUCCUCCAACUGAUUAAUAUCCCCAGCGAUCGCGAUGAUCUCCCCGAUAAUAGUGAAGUCCAUGUUCCCCAUACAGCAUCCAGUGUCGCUAGGCAGAGGGAGUGGGCAGAGUUCCAUCAUCAGCCAGGAAGAAAAUAUGACGACUUUGCACAGGUCAAACAGGAAAUUGAGAAUGAAACCGCAAGGAUAGCGGGAAAUAACAAGGGCAUAAAUCGACAACCUAUCAAUCUUAAGAUCUUCUCGCCGCAUGUGCUCAACUUGACUCUCGUGGAUCUCCCCGGUUUGACCAAAGUGCCCAUCGGGGACCAGCCUUCCGAUAUUGAGAAGCAGACACGCAAUUUGAUUUCGGAGUACAUCGCGAAACCUAACAGUAUUAUUUUGGCUGUUUCUCCUGCGAAUGUCGACCUUGUGAACUCUGAGGCCUUGAAGCUCGCACGCCAUGUCGACCCCAUGGGCCGAAGGACUAUCGGAAUUUUGACGAAGCUGGAUCUGAUGGACCACGGCACGAAUGCUCUGGAUAUCCUCUCUGGAAGAGUGUAUCCAUUGAAGUUGGGCUUUAUUGGAGUGGUCAAUCGAUCUCAGCAAGAUAUUCAAAGUGGUAAGUCGUUGGCCGAUGCGCUAGCAGCCGAAGCGGACUUUUUCAGACACCAUCCAGCCUACCGAAACAUUGCUACUCGCUGUGGGACCCAGUUCCUUGCGAAAAGCUUAAACACAACAUUGAUGUCACAUAUUCGGGAUAGGCUACCUGAUAUCAAAGCUCGGUUAAAUACUUUGAUGGGCCAAACCCAGCAGGAAUUAGCAAGCUACGGAAAUAAACAGUUCAGCGGCAAGGAACACCGGGGUUCGCUGAUCCUCCAGCUCAUGACCCGAUUUGCGUCUUCGUUUAUUUCCUCAAUUGAUGGAACCUCCUCUGAGAUUUCUACAAAAGAGCUGUGCGGCGGUGCGCGGAUCUACUAUAUUUUCAAUUCUGUCUUCGGGAACUCCUUGGAGACGAUUGACCCAACCCAUAACCUUUCCGCCCUCGAUAUCCGAACAGCUAUCCGUAACUCUACAGGUCCUCGACCUAGUCUUUUCGUCCCCGAAAUGGCCUUUGAUUUACUUGUUAAACCUCAGAUCAAGCUUCUAGAAAUCCCUAGCCAAAGAUGUGUCGAACUCGUUUAUGAGGAACUUAUCAAAAUAUGCCACACCUGCGGUUCAACUGAGCUAUCCCGAUUUCCCCGCCUGCAAGCGAAGCUCAUUGAGGUCGUGUCUGAUCUCCUGAGAGAGCGACUUGGCCCUUGCUCUGCCUACGUUGAAUCACUCAUUUCUAUUCAGCGUGCAUAUAUUAAUACUAACCACCCCAAUUUCCUUGGUGCAGCUUCUGCCAUGUCAUCCGUGAUCCAGAACAAGCAAGAACAAGAGAGAAAAGCCGCUGUGGCUGAAGACCGACGGAAACGAGAACGACGACGGAUGAAGGAAAUCGGGGCUGUUAACGGAAUAGCAAACCCAGACGGCGAAGAUGAGCAAGAUGCUGAUGAUAAGACGCAGAAUAUACCAAUCCGGGGCCAGAAGGCUCAUAGAAGCAGAUCACCACAUGUCGGUCGUGCGCUAGAAAAUGGCCAUUCCGCCAUCGCUGCCACGCUAAACGGACCUCAGUCCUCCUCGUCUGGUUUUGGAACCCAAUCAGCUGGAACAGCCAGAGAUUCAUUUCUCAAUUACUUCUUUGGCAAAGAGGGUGGUUUACCGAGCCAGGGGCAGCUACCCCAGCCGUCAUCAGGACCCCCGCGCCAUGUCAGCCAUUCCACCGAGCCCAGCUUCAGUCAAAGUUUCCGACGCAAUGAAGUGAAAUCGCCCACCCCCACUCAAUACCCACAAGAUAAUAAUGAAUAUCAGGUAUCGGUAUCGUCGGAAUAUGGCGAACCCGCAUUCCCAAAUGAUAACGUAGAACCGGCGCUCACAGACCGUGAGGCUCUCGAAACGGAAUUAAUCCGCCGGUUAAUUUCCUCCUACUUCAACAUUGUGCGCGAAACCAUUGCCGAUCAGGUGCCCAAGGCGAUCAUGCACCUUCUCGUCAACCACAGCAAAGAAGUGGUCCAGAACAGACUCGUCAGUGAACUGUAUAAAGAAGACCUGUUCCCUGAGCUUCUAUAUGAGGACGACGGCAUCAAAGCGGAACGCGAGAAGUGCGAAAAACUGUUGGGCACGUAUAGAGAAGCUGCGAAAAUAGUUGGUGAAGUCUUGUAG